Molecule: messenger RNA, 4368 nt
Organism: Mobula hypostoma (lesser devil ray)
Lineage: Eukaryota; Metazoa; Chordata; Chondrichthyes; Myliobatiformes; Myliobatidae
Gene: add2
Product: adducin 2 (beta)
Exons: 16
Coding region: 341-2605 (754 amino acids)
Biological process (GO): barbed-end actin filament capping
Cellular component (GO): postsynaptic density; cytoskeleton; plasma membrane
Molecular function (GO): actin filament binding
Source: RefSeq, a predicted model, not a curated record
ACGUUGCCAUGCUGCCCGAUUACGUUUAUGGCUCCGAUAGCGCGUAUCUCCACCAGCCAGCCCGGGCUCCUUUAUCUGGCUCCCGCACUCUCCCGGGGGGAUCGAUGAUACGACCUCUUACAACGAGAGAACUGAGAAAGCUUGUAUCACCAGCAGCAGCUGGUAAAUGGGAAGUGGUGUCCCGUCCGCUGCCCCACUGUGUAUUGCACAACCCGGAGCUGACUGGCUGCUGCUUGUGGGGCUGGGCUUGCUUUGACAGUCCGAGAGCACUCGAGAGCACAGAAGGGACGGUGCUGCGUGAACAAUCAGAGUGCAGGAAGCCAAUCAGUAGCUGAACAGGAUGAGCAGUGAGACCACCCAGGAGGUGGUGUCCGUGCCCCCUCCGCCAACCUCCACCCGAAAGGAGGGCUAUUUCGACCAGGUCUCUGAGAACGAUCCGGAAUACCUUCGGCUCAGGAACAUGGCGCCAGCCCUGAGGCAGGACUUCAACCUGAUGGAGCAGAAGCGGCGGGUGACCAUGAUCCUACAGAGCCCGGCAUUUCGAGAUGAAUUGGAAUGCUUGAUCCAAGAGCAGAUGAAGAAAGGAAGUGACUCCAGCAACCUCUGGGCUCUGCAGCAGAUAGUGGACUUUAUGUCGAGCACUCCAAUAACCAUUCCCACCUCACCACCAGACAUGAAAGACCGCAAUUUCUGGAAUCUGGAGCGAAAAGCAAACGGCUGGAGGAACUCAGCGAGUCAGGCAGCAUCUGUGGAGAGAAAGGGAGUGACAAUGGUGGCACCAAUCAAUGACUUCCGAGCCAUGGAGUCGUUGGCCUUUGUCAAGGGAGAGAGGCUAAUGCGUUGUAAGGUGGCCAGCAUCCAUCGGCUCUUGGACUUGUUUGGAUGGGCCCAGCUUGCCAACACGUACAUCACGCUCAGAGUCAGUAAGGAACAAGAUCAUUUCCUCAUCAUUCCCAGGGGAAUUUCCUAUGGUGAGGUCUCUGGAUCUAUCCUGGUGAAGGUCAACAUUCUGGGCGAAGUGGUCAGUCAGGGUAGCACCAAUUUCUCGGUGGACACGGCUGGGUUCAGCCUACACUCAGCUAUCUACUCCGCUCGACCGGAUGUCCGCUGUAUAAUUCACUUGCACACACCGGCCACUGCUGCGGUUUCAGCCAUGAAAUGUGGUCUUCUGCCUUUAUCCCAUGAAGCCUUGCUGGUUGGAGAUGUGGCUUAUUAUGAAUAUAAUGGAGCACCUGAUACAGAGGAAGAUAGAAUCCAGCUGCAGAAAUGCCUGGGACCUACGUGCAAGGUGCUACUUCUAAGGAAUCAUGGUGUGAUAGCACUCGGUGAGACUGUGGAAGAGGCCUUCUACAAAAUUUACCACCUUCAAUCAGCCUGUGAGAUACAGGUCUCGUCCCUCUCCAGCGCCGGUGGAGUAGAUAACGUCAUCCUCCUGGACCGUGACAAGUACAAACCUCAUGAACUGGGCUCGGUGGGCUGGGCAGGCACUACCUUCGGACCAAUGCAGAAGAGCCGAAUUGGGGAGCACGAGUUUGAGGCUCUGAUGAGGAUGCUUGACAACUUGGGGUACCGAACUGGCUACGCAUACAGGCACCCGAUCGUUCAGGAGAAGACAAGGCACAAGAGCGAGGUGGAGAUCCCGGCCACCGUCACCGCGUUCACCUUCGAGGAGGACGAUCUUCCGCACCACCCGCUCAGGCAUCACAGUCAGAAACAGCAGAAGGAGAAGAGCCGAUGGCUGAACUCUCCCAACACCUACCUGCGCGUCAGUGCCAACGAAGAGCCUCCGGGAGGUCCCAGUAGUCCUCGGGCCAAGACCGCGUGGCUGAAGGCUGACGAGGCCAAGAAACCCAGCAGCGGAACUCCGAUCAAGAUCGAGACUCCCAACCAGUUUGUGCCUCUUUUUACAGACCCCCGGGAAGUGCUGGAAACGAGGAAUAAGAUCCGAGAGCUGAACCGGCAGGAUAUGAAGUCGGCGGGACCGCAGUCGCAGCUACUGGCAGGCGUCAUCACGGAAAAGAGCCGCAGCCCGUCUGCAGAAGGAAUGCUGCCUUCAGAGGCCCAGGCUGCGACCGAGCGGGAUCGACAGGCGCUGGAGCAGGAGCCUGAGCCCCCGAACCCGUUCAACGAGCUCACCGACCAGGAACUGGAGGAAUACAAGAGAGAGGUGGAGCGGAAACAGCUGGGGCUGGAUGGUCCAGAUGAGGAGGAUACCUCGGCAGGGAUUUCUCCUCUGAAGACCCCUCUCACUUCGCCAGCUAAGUCACCCACGUCUCCCAGGUCACCAGGAGAAACCAAGCCGUGCGAAGGCUCGAAGGCGCCAGAUGACGCUGAGACGGUAGCCCCUGAGGAGGUGUUCAAUGGGAAGGAGGAGGACCAGACUGUGGAUGAGCAGCUGAGCAAAGGCAUGCAACAAGUGACGACCAAUGUGGAGAACGGCACCGAGCCGCCCGUGAAACCGGCCAAGGACAAGACCGAGUCCGUGACCAGCGGCCCUCUCUCGCCCGAAGGCUCCCCUUCCAAGUCUCCAUCCAAGAAGAAGAAGAAAUUCCGCACUCCGUCUUUCCUGAAGAAGAGUAAAAAGAAAGAGAAAACGGAGUCCUGAAUUGGGGAGGGGGAGCAAAUGUACACAACAACUUGCCAAACAGAGAACCGUGGUGUAGACCAGCUACAUCAAUUGAGUACACCAAUUCUUGUCACACUUGCACAGUUGACAAUGCGGACUGGCAGAACGAUACCACCUACCUGAACACAGAGGGCCUGAAUUUCACCGCUCAUUGGUUUCACGCCUCUUAUUUAACGCAUUUUACAAUCUGCAUUAUUUUAAUGAGUCAGGGUCCCAUUCACCUUAAAUGGGUCAGUGAUUUAGUUAAAACUCUGCAGACGGAAGCGCAGUGCACCCAGAUGAAUUUCGUUCCGCCUUGCCGUGCCCUACUCCGCGUAGCAGACCUGGUUACAGGCCUGGCUCCUAUGUCUGCGACACUGGCUGUGCUGAGUGAACAGUGUGCAGUGCCAUUUGCCCUGGGUGUGGUGGGUAAGUGUUCAAACAGAUGCCUUAAGCUGAUCCCCUGGACUUCAAUGAAUGGCAGUGAGAACGGAGGGUGUUCUACCAGAGGGGAAGACCGUGUGCAGUUGAGGCGGAGGGAGAACCCACAGAAUUUUAACUUACUUACUAACUGUCUGUUACACCGCUGGCGUUUAGGGCAGCAAUGAAGAUCCUCCAUCUCUGGCGGUGUUCAGGGCUUCCUUCAUCGUGUCAGUUUUCACUACUGUCAGUCAUGCAAGUCCCGGGUGGAGACUCAGGAAUACCGUCGCACUCAGAUGCAGAAGGAUUCUUCAUUGCUGUUUCCGUAACAAUUUCAUUUUACCAGUCGGGGUUGUUGGCCCCGAGCUGAACCCCCGAAGCUGGAGGACCGGUGGACCACUCUUCGUCUGGCCUCUGCCCUUUGGCCUGUUUGGCAUGGGUGACCCUACCAAGAGUCAAAGCGUAAAGCCCUGGCUCCAGACAAGUAGCUCUCCAUGUUGCUGAGGCACACAAGCCUCCAAACCCUGCAACAAGGCUGCGGACCUCUCGGAGGACAGAAUCCUGUGUGUAAUAUUUAAUGACACGGUCAUUGGAGCUCAGCAGAAGGUAGAGAACAGGUGAUUUAAAGACCAAGUAUGCAGAAACAUCUCAAUAGUAGAAAGGUGGUGUGCUUCAAUAAAUUCAGAGAGAAAGGAGGUGGACUGAGCAGUUAACUAAUGAGAUUUACCAAUCAGACCUGCCCUGAAGGCUGCCUCCUCAUUGUGUAAUGAGGGACAUGGUUGGGUGCCUUACAGUUGAGUAUUUAUAAAGUUCACUAUUUCAGUGAAGGCCAUGCUGUUUUCCGCAGUCUGUCUUUCUUUGAUAGCAAAAGAUCCCCUGCGAUAAAAUCCAGCUGAGAGGCAACUUCUUCCCUCAGAGCACGGUGUGUAUAUGAAUAAGCUGCCAGCGGAAGGGGUUGGGGCAGGUACAAUAAAAGCGUUUAGACAGUCCCAUGGAUAGGAAGGGUUUAGAGCAGGGACUCCCAACUUGGGGUCCAUGGUCCCCUUGCUUCAUAGUAUCAGUCCAUGGCAUAAAAAAGGUUGGAAAUCUCUGGUUUAUAGAGAUAUGGGUCAAACACAGGCAAAUGGGUCCGGUUUCAUGGGCAUCAAUGUCGGCAUUGAUAAGUUGAGCUGAAUGGCUUGUUUCCAUGCUGUGUUACUCAAUAGUUCAAUUACUUUGCCCGGUUGAAUUGCUCGUAUUUAUGCAUCCAAAGAUGGGCAUUUGGUUCCAGAGGUGAAUCCACUUGUGGACUGUUUCAGCUCUUGAUGGAAAUUGGACCAGGCACCCCUUGUGGCCAGGACACU